UUCCUCUGCUCUCUCUCUCUCUCUCUCACAUCUUUCCUCUUCCCACCUGAAAGCUUUUUCCCUCUAAUGGAGAUCACUUGGGACAAACCUAUUUCUUCAUCUCACCACCGUCACCCUUCUUUCUCCUCCACUCUCCUCGACCAAAUCUACCGCUCCAUCGACGAUUCCUCCCCUCCUCCCCUCGAAUCCAUCAAGAAGAAGAAGCAUCACCACCAACAACGUAACGCUUCUCUCCACGAGGAUCGUGAAGUUUCUCCUGUCUAUCACCGCCGCUCAAUCGCCGCUGAUUUCGAGAGAUCCAGGAGGAAGACUGACUUUCUUAGACACUCCAACUCUAACUCUUCUGAUUCAAGCGGCGGCGGUUUCUCCUCUUCCGAGUCUGAUUCCUUCUACGGACGUUCCAAAUCAUCCUCCUCUCCUCCUCCUUCCACUCGUCAACAACCGAAGCCGAUUCGAACAUCAUCCGUCGACCACACCUCCGCCGUCCAGAAACCUAAAGAACUCGGUGGCUUCUUGAGAACUAAAUCAAAAGCUUUAAAGAUCUACUCCGAUUUGAAAAAAGUCAAACAACCGAUCUCUCCCGGUGGCAGACUCGCUACUUUCCUUAACUCUCUUUUCACCAACGCCGCCGCCACUAACCCUAAGAAGCACAAGAAAACUACAACCACCGUGACCACCGUUGAAGAGCCACACUCCUCCUCCACAUGCUCCUCCGCAUCCUCCUACUCCAGGUCUUGCUUGAGCAAAACUCCAUCGUCUAGCGGCAAAUCAAAAAGAUCCGUACGGUUCUGUCCAGUCAAUGUUAUCCUCGACGAAGAUUCCUCCAUUCACAUGCCUUACGCUUAUAACAACAACAGUCUCUACGGUAGCAACGAAGCUAAACGCGACGUUAUGGAAGAGCAUCGCCGUGUUAUCGAAGCAGCCAAAGAUCUUCUGAGAACUUACCAUAAUAAGAACAAGGUUACAACGACGACGAACAUCACCAACGUAGAAGAAGAUGAUGAAGACGAUGCUGCGAGUUGUGCAAGCUCUGAUCUAUUCGAGUUGGAGAAUCUGUCGGCGAUUGGGAUUGAUAGGUAUAGAGAAGAGCUUCCGGUUUACGAAACCACUCGUCUGGAUAAUAUGAAUCGAGUCAUUGCUACUGGUUUAAUUGUAUAAUUAUUAUUAUUUUAGUUUAUAUAAUUAAUGGUUGGGGGUGAU
Molecule: messenger RNA, 1200 nt
Organism: Arabidopsis arenosa
Lineage: Eukaryota; Viridiplantae; Streptophyta; Magnoliopsida; Brassicales; Brassicaceae
Source: the annotation of a GenBank genome assembly